This is a messenger RNA of Psammomys obesus (fat sand rat), 1423 nucleotides long. Its product is annotated as casein kinase I-like. Gene Ontology annotation, molecular function: protein serine/threonine kinase activity; ATP binding. Bases 27 to 1256 code for a protein of 409 amino acids. The transcript has a single exon. The record is from RefSeq and is a predicted model, not a curated record. Lineage: Eukaryota; Metazoa; Chordata; Mammalia; Rodentia; Muridae. Gene Ontology annotation, biological process: positive regulation of canonical Wnt signaling pathway; spindle assembly; endocytosis. Gene Ontology annotation, cellular component: spindle microtubule; nucleus; cytoplasm.
GACAGUAGCGAGCCGCACCCGCUGCCAUGGAGCGGAGGGUCGGGAACAGGUACCGGCUGGGCCGCAAGAUCGGCAGCGGCUCCUUCGGAGACAUCUAUCUCGGCACGGACAUUGCUGCAGGUGAAGAAGUUGCCAUCAAGCUAGAAUGUGUUAAAACCAAACAUCCUCAGCUCCACAUUGAGAGCAAGAUCUACAAAAUGAUGCAGGGAGGAGUGGGCAUCCCAACCAUCAGAUGGUGUGGGGCUGAGGGGGACUACAAUGUCAUGGUGAUGGAGCUACUGGGACCCAGCUUGGAAGACCUCUUCAACUUCUGUUCAAGGAAGUUUAGUCUCAAAACUGUUCUGUUGCUUGCUGACCAAAUGAUAAGUCGUAUUGAGUACAUUCAUUCGAAGAAUUUUAUCCACCGAGAUGUGAAGCCAGAUAACUUCCUCAUGGGGCUGGGAAAGAAAGGCAACCUGGUUUACAUCAUUGACUUCGGGCUGGCCAAGAAGUAUCGGGAUGCCCGCACCCACCAGCAUAUCCCCUACCGAGAGAACAAGAACCUCACAGGGACGGCACGCUCUGCCUCCAUCAACACGCACCUUGGCAUUGAACAAUCUCGAAGGGAUGACUUGGAGUCUCUGGGGUACGUGCUGAUGUACUUCAACCUGGGCUCUCUCCCCUGGCAGGGGCUGAAGGCCGCCACCAAGAGGCAGAAGUAUGAGAGGAUCAGUGAGAAGAAGAUGUCCACUCCCAUUGAAGUGCUGUGCAAGGGCUAUCCUUCUGAAUUUGCCACAUACCUGAAUUUCUGCCGUUCCUUACGUUUUGAUGACAAACCUGACUACUCCUACCUGAGACAGCUCUUCAGAAAUCUGUUCCAUCGCCAGGGCUUCUCCUACGACUAUGUGUUCGACUGGAACAUGCUCAAAUUUGGUGCCAGCCGAGCUGCAGAUGAUGCUGAGCGGGAACGCCAGGACCGAGAGGAACGAUUAAGACACUCCCGGAAUCCAGCCACGCGUGGCCUCCCUUCUACAGCUUCCGGCCGCCUGCGGGGAACCCAGGAAGUGGCUCCUCCAACGCCCCUUACCCCUACCUCACACACGGCCAACACCUCUCCUCGGCCCGUCUCUGGCAUGGAACGAGAAAGGAAAGUGAGUAUGCGGCUGCACCGUGGGACGCCUGUCAACGUCUCCUCGUCUGACCUCACGGGCCGACAAGAUACCUCUCGCAUGUCCACCUCACAGAAUAGCAUUCCUUUCGAACACCACGGCAAGUAGCUGCUCAUCUCCAUCGGAAGGCAGCACUGGAUUCCCGGUCGGGUGGCUUCCAGUGGUCUUCAGUCUGUCGUGCACCGAUGAGAACUCUCCUUUUUGCUGUGAAGGGCAGACAAUGCAUGGCUGAUCUCCUCUGUUACCAAUGGCUUUACUAGUGACACGCCCCCAGG